Molecule: messenger RNA, 5442 nt
Organism: Archocentrus centrarchus (flier cichlid)
Lineage: Eukaryota; Metazoa; Chordata; Actinopteri; Cichliformes; Cichlidae
Gene: tdrd7b
Product: tudor domain containing 7 b
Exons: 20
Coding region: 309-3812 (1167 amino acids)
Biological process (GO): P granule organization; piRNA processing; spermatogenesis
Cellular component (GO): P granule
Source: RefSeq, a predicted model, not a curated record
AUAAGCCGCUGUCCCGGUUGUGGCUGAAGGAUUUAACUCGAUAUUGCGCACAGUGUGGUCGCUUAAGCGGACCGUAUACCGGGUCCGGUAUGUUCUGUCGGUGUCAGUUUAUUUUUUCACAGCCAUUGAAGGACAGUUUUGUUAAUGAAACGAAAAAAAAGUGCAAGGGAACUUAACGCAAAUAGUUUGGUCCCGAUGGAGGGUGUGGAGCUGAAGUGUGACACGUUACGUCAUUCAUCCCUCUCCCGUCUGCUGUUUGCGCUGCACAAAGUGGCCGUAUCAACAAGUGGGCUAAAGCCUUGUCAUUAAUGAGAAACACUUACAGUUUAAGUUCGCGCUGCGCCUGGUCCUCCAGCUUCUUCAUCACGAUGGCUGAUGCGGAGCUUGCAAAAAAGAUGCUGCGGGGCAUUCUCCAGGCCAACAAAGGUGGAGUGUCACUGUCACACCUGCAGUCAGAGUAUAAGGAGCUGACUGGGGAGCACAUACCUCAUAAGCAGAUGGGACACAGCAACCUGGACGCUCUUCUAGCCAGCAUGCCCUCUCUAGUCCGUGUGGAGCGCAACCGCUUGGGAGAGAUGGUCUGUUUUGCCUCAGGGGCCAAGGAGACAGCUCAUCUAGCCAAGGUGGUGGCUCGUCAGCGCAGCUCCAAGAAGACUGGCCGACCUCACCUAGUCAACACCCAGAUGAGGGUCAAACCAGCUGCCCCACUUGUGCUCAAUGCCAAACCUCAAACCUCUCUGAGGCAACCAAACCACCGUGGCCGAGGUGGGGGUAGAGGAGGAGGUGCAGGCCGGGGGGCUGGGCAUGGAGACUUCAGACAGGCAAGAGACAUAAGGGAUGGCCCGUCAGAGGGCAAGGCUGGGGGGCAUCCGAACAAGAUGUCCAAUCAGAACACAUCCAGCAGGAAAGGAAACCCACCUCCAGACAAGAGGAUGACCCUACCAUCACGGUUUCAGAAGGAGGUGCACGCUCACCUUUCCAGGAACUCCCAGCAGACUGGUCCACCUUCAAAUCUAAAUGAGAGCUUUGGUUCUGGGAAAGGAAAGCAUUACAACCCCCAGCUGGUCCAAAGUCGCAUCAGAGAGAUCUUGGCGAAGUACAGCAAUGGCUUCUGGGUGUCGAAACUGCCUCAGAUCUACAGAGAGCUGUACAAACAGGACCUGCCCACAGAGGCCAUUAAAGACCUGGAGACCUGGACACACAUUUGCAUUGUAGAGAAAACCUGCAGCAGCAACCCAGAGCGGCUUCUCUACCCUGCAAAGGAUCAAACAACCACAUCCUCCUCUUCACCCAUCCUAAAGUCAAACUCUACCAGAACCGCAAACAUGCCCACAGACAAACCUUUCCAAUCCCCUGCCCAACAGAGAUCCCCCAGCACUCGUCUGACUCGUUCUGGCUCUCGGUCUUCGCAGUCUCCACCUUCGUCCUCCUCUUCACCUAGCCCUCCCGCCUCCCCUGCAACCCUCAGCCCUGACCUGAAGCAGAAGCUGGAGGAACUGUUAGUGAAGUACUCCAGUGGCCUGUGGGCCCAUGCGCUGCCCAAGCUCUUCCAGGACACCUACAAAACCAAACUGCCUGGACAUGUCCUGGAGAACCUUGAUCUCCUCUCUGACAUCUGCACCAUUGACUACCCGAUGCCUGACAACCCAAAGAGGGCCAUCCUGUACAGGCGAAGCAGUACUGGAGGUGGAGGAGGAGAGGAUGAGAACUGCAACAGGAGGAACUCCUCAACCAGUGAGGAGGAGCUGAGGGUGAGGAAGGAGCUGGGGAGGAGGCUCAGUAAUCAGGCAGUGCCUCCUCUGCAGAUCCCCAAAGAGGAGUACCCCUCUGUGCUGGUGGUGGAGGCCACCAACACCAAUGGGGUUAUACUCAGGUACAUUGGUGAAGGUUACUCCCAGGCUCAAGAGUCCAUGGAAGAUGAAAUGAGGGUGUUUUAUGGUAUGGAUCAAAACAGCCCGACGCCUGUAUCAUCCCUAUCCUCAGGCCAGCUUGUUGCAGUCAGGGCCGAGGAAGAGGAGGAGAUUCUGAGAGCGCAAGUCUGUGAGGUCAUGACUGACAAGGUCAAGGUGUAUUAUGUGGAUCAUGGCUUCUCAGAGGUGAUCAGCAAAAACAAAGUGUUUGAGCUGCAUGAAAAGUUUUUUAAACUGCCUUUCCAGGCAACCAAGUGUAAACUGGCAGGCCUGGAACCAUUCUGUCAGGACCCGGCAGUGCUGAAGAAGUUUGAGAUGAUGGCCAGUGGAAAGAUUCUCUUGGCUGAGAUCCUAGAGAGAGGGCAGACCCCUCUUGUUGUCCUGUACGACACGUCGCAGGAUGAUGACAUAAACAUCAACGCAGCCUGCAUGAAAGCUCUGCAAGACAAGACCCUUGCAAGUCCAUUACAGGUGAACAGCGCUUAUAUGAAUGUGACUGUCAGCAGUGUCUGCUCAGAUGGGACUAUCUACUGUCAGCUUCCUUCCAGAGGAUUUGCCAAGAUGAACGAAACACUGGAGAAAAUAGAGACGUACUUCCACUCACAGGUAACAUCAGAGUUCCUGGUAUCCAGGCCCUUUUGUGGGAAAGGAUGUCUGGCUCGUUACAAAGGAAAAUGGUCCCGUGUAGAGAUCACCAACCUUCAUGGUAGCAGAGUCUUGGACAUCCUGUUCAUUGAUGUGGGCGUCCAGGCUUCUGUCGAGGUGUUUGAGCUGAGAGAGAUCCCCCCGCCAUUCCUCCGUGACCUUGUGGCUAUCCCACCACAGGCUGUGAAGUGCUGUCUGGCAGACCUGGCUGUCAGUGUCGGAUCCUGGACUCCGGAUGCUGUGCAGUGGCUUCGAGAGAAAGUGCUGAACACCAGUGACUGUAGCAUGAAGGUCGCCAAAGUCGAUGAAAGCAAGCGCUGCAUUUACGUCCACUUGUUCACCGACAAGAAUUUCCACGACCCAGCCCGCAGCCUCAACCAUCAGAUGGCCCAGUCGGACCUGUUCAAACAGCAACCAGACGUCUUUCUGACCAGCCACAGCCCUGCCAGGAUUCCCACACCCACUUCAUCCACCAAGACCUGCAGUACCGGUGACUCCACCAAUGGCUGUCCAACAUCAGCUAAUGUCCCAGCCAAGCCUCACUUCAGGAGGGCUCUAUCAGGACCCAAAAGCAGCAGUGGUGGUGGAGGAGUUGAAAACACUGCCGCCACCACCACCAGCCCACCAGAAGCGCUGUCAUCCCCCUCAUCCUCUCCCCAGCUGCCACCACUACUAGAGCUGCCCUCCAUAGGAAACAACAUGGAUGUAUACGUAUCAUUGGCGUGUCAUCCCGGCCACUUUGUGCUACAGCCAUGGGGAGACAUGUACAGGCUGGUAGUGCUGAUGGGAGAGAUGAUACUGUACUACAAUAAAACAGAGGCGAAACCACUCAACAUAGAGAAGAAUCAAGUUUAUGCUGCUAAAGUGGAAAACAGCUGGCAUCGUGUGCUGGUAAAGGGAGUUCUGAACAGUGGCUUGGUGUCUGUUUAUGAGUUGGACUAUGGUAAACACGAGCUGGUCAGCUGCACACAGCUCAGGCCUCUGAUCAAAGAGUUCAGACAGCUGCCGUUUCAGGGAAUCACUGCUCAGCUGGCUGGAGUGAAGCAAAGGCAGUGGUCCGAGGAGGCCUCCAUUGUUUUCAGACAUCAUGUGGAGAAGAAGCCUAUGGUUGCCCAGCUGGAGGCUAUUCAGGAAGCCACCAACCCAUGGGAGAGGAAGCUGACUGUAUUCCUAGUGGACACGUCACAGGAAGAGAAAGACAUCUGGGUGCAUGACAUCAUGGCUGAGUUUGCGGAUGAGCUGACCAACGAGCUGUAGACAAUAGAAGACCACCGAGAAGUCUUAGUAGUCAGACCCUGUUGAUCAGUGAAGGCACAAUGAGUUGUGGAUUAAAAAAGAAAUAGAAGAAGCUUACCUGUCUUUAUCUAUCUACCUACAAUCUAGUGGGAUUAAAGUAAGAAGGAAGGGGUUUCCUAAAGGGAUGAAAGAAAUUUGAGAAGUAGAAGAAGAAGGGACACAGAGGUAUGGCAGCAUGUAGAGGAAUCAAGAAGACAUGAAGACAUGAAAGCACUGUAGCCGCUAGUGUUCAAGGCUGUACAUGAAAGGAUGUUGUGAUGUGAUUUGAGCUACUGCUGUGUGACCAAUGGACAGUAUGCCCAUUCAUGACAGUUAAGUCCAUACUUGAUACAAACAGCUCUGUAGUACAAAAAAAACAACAACCAAAAAAAAAAAGUUCAAUAAAUCUAUAUAGUCUCACAAAGCAGUGGAAACGGUACAGCAUGCAUUCAGACCAUUUGGUAUGGGCUUUAAUCCAAAGUAUCCUAAAGUACCAUAUGUGCAUCCAGUUUUAGUGUGCCAUCCUGGGAAAGCCAGAACCCCCUCAACCCUGCCAAUGUGAGCAUCAUGCAAAGAGUGUAAAACUGAACUGAGCAAGGAAGACCUACAGUUUAUGCACCUGUUUACUAAAUCUGCUUUUGGGAUGGUAUUUCUCAUUGUCGGAGCAAACAUUCCUCUGAAAGCAGGAGAAAUGGAUGAGUCUGUGAGCCAUGGGAGACGGAAGGAGAGAGAGCAGGAGAUUUUAUUUUGAAAUUAAUUUAUGUGCAAAAAUAUAUGUAACUGGUAUUCAGUGGGAAGUAUUGAAUUAAUGAUAAAUGGUUUUCAUUUGUCUGCUGAAUUUGGUUAGAUGAGACAGAAUUUAAUGGGGUUUGGAGAUGGGUUAUAAAGUGUGUAUGUUUAGUAAGUGAGUGCAGGUUUGGGAUUUACCAUUUAAUUAAAAAAAUAAAGGCUGAAUAAUGCAUCAAAGCUACAUUGUGACCAGCUGUAAACAAGAUAAAUGUGUAUUUUUAGAUGAUCAAAAGCCAACAUAUGAGAGAAAAUGCAUGAUAAGCUCCUGAUUAUAACUCCUGUGAUGUCAUUGCCUCAUCCAUCUCUUCCCCACACGUGAAACACUCUGUGCUUUUUCGGGGAUUUAAUAUUUCUGGCUCAUUUUUCCGUUUCUUGCCUGACGUUGAGACGUUAACUUCAGCAGAUUACUCGUGCUGCAUGUUGCAGAUUUCCUGAGCCGUGUGAAUACACAGUUGAGUUUGACGUUAUAGUAAUAAUAAUAAUGAUAAUAAGCAGAUUAAGUAUAAUGUAGUGAUACAUUUAUAGAUUUUAAAUAGGGAAUAAGUUCAGCUUAUGAUUGAUUUCAAUAUCACUACUAAAUGUUGGCCUGAUGUGAGAUUUGAUUCUGAAAUGUGAAACUUUUUUUUUCUCUGAUGGACAUGAUUUGGAUGUGCAAUUCUAAUUCGAAAGCUAGCCAACCUUACAAAGCUCAAAGCUGCAUUGUUGUUAAGCGCUGACAGAUGACAUUAUUUUAUUUAUAUUUAACUUAUAUUCUCUGGAUAAUAAUGAUAGCCUCGGUAUCAUUCCUAUUUUGUUUAACAAUGACCUGGAGACAAUAAAAAAA